UAAUUUGAGGUUAUAGGUCUUUUCAAAAUUGAAAGACGAAAUGGUUCGUUUUGACUUCAUAUUAGCCUUAUUUAUAAAAAGACGUUAUAAUGUCAGCAUUGAAUUUAAUACAACAAUAUUCAUCAGAUAGCGAUGAAGACGAUCAGAAAUGUAAUGAGGGAAAAGAUUUACGAACGAAUAUGAAAAAUAAUAAAGUCUUAAAGCUACCGCUACCAGAGUCUAUCAUAUCUUGGAAAGGGGUAGUACAUAAUGAAGAAGUUAUUGAUGAUCCUUCUAAACAUGAAGGUAGAAUUAGAUCAUUCAAACAUGAACGAGGAAACUGGGCCACACUUGUUUACAUAGAUUAUAUGCCCAAUGAAGACCUGAUACACUGGUUAGAAAACGUAAUACUGCAAACUAUUGGAAAAGGUAAUUUUUUUGAAGAACUUCAUGUGAGUCUUACUCGUACUUUGAUAUUAAAGUAUCAUUGGAUUGAUUCUUUUGUUGAGGCUGUUAAAAAUGUUGCCACAACUCAUCAAAGUUUUAUUAUGGAAUUGAGUGACAUAAAAGUAUACUGCAAUGAGGAUAAAAGCAGGACUUUUAUGGGAGUCACUGUUGAUAGUGCAAACAAUUCUUUAAAAGUCUUGAGCCAGAUACUAGACAAACAACUAAUAGCAUAUCGGUUACCAACUUUCUAUGAGGAUGCAUCACAUCAUUUAAGUUUUUGCUGGUUUUUGGGGAACCAAAUUGAAACUUUAGAAACUUUUCUUCCUAUCAUCAAAAAGAGCUUCUAUGAGUUUUUAAUCAACUGUCCAGAACAACGAUUUUCACACAUUAGUAAAGUAAACUGUAAAAUUGGUAAUAAAUUGUAUAGCUGGAAUUUAAAAUAAAUGACAUUAUUAUUGUUCUAAUUAAAAUAAUGCUUGUUUAAAAAAAUAUUCAUAAAAAUAAAUGUUCCAGAAAAUCUGAGAAUUUCCAUUUGUUCUGAAUAGUUAAUUAAUCAAAAACAGAAUUUACAAGAAUAAUUUAAAAUAGCAUCAUCGAAAUUAAAGGUUAAUAAAUAUAUUUUCGUUCGUAUCUGACAUUAUCUGUUGAUUGUCCCACUUGUACAUAUACAUACGCUUAAAAUAAUACAGGAU
Messenger RNA from Phymastichus coffea, 1118 nucleotides. Its product is annotated as U6 snRNA phosphodiesterase 1. Gene Ontology annotation, molecular function: 3'-5'-RNA exonuclease activity. The transcript is spliced from 4 exons. NCBI's taxonomy places the organism in Eukaryota, Metazoa, Arthropoda, Insecta, Hymenoptera, Eulophidae. Gene Ontology annotation, cellular component: nucleus. The coding region runs from base 90 to 869 and encodes 259 amino acids. Gene Ontology annotation, biological process: U6 snRNA 3'-end processing. The record is from RefSeq and is a predicted model, not a curated record.